Molecule: messenger RNA, 4337 nt
Organism: Dalotia coriaria
Lineage: Eukaryota; Metazoa; Arthropoda; Insecta; Coleoptera; Staphylinidae
Product: rifampicin phosphotransferase-like
Exons: 9
Coding region: 346-4251 (1301 amino acids)
Biological process (GO): phosphorylation
Molecular function (GO): ATP binding; kinase activity
Source: RefSeq, a predicted model, not a curated record
UCAGAUCUCUUUCAUUCAUUCAUUGAUCAAGACGGCGACUCGUGCGGCAAUUAGCACUUAAAGAAUCGAAGGGCAACUACUAUACAAACAUCAAUAUCACUUCCGCGGUGUUAUUUUUAUAGUUCCCCAAAAUGUUAAAUUAACAUAAUUAGAUUUACGCAAUGCGCGUUUAUUACAAUCAAUUGAGGUUUUUUCGACGUUUGAAUGGCACUUGAAUACUUUUCUCGGCUGGCAAUGAGACUUGGAACCUGAAAUUGCACUCACGCACCUGUACAGACUGUAGUUUGACCGCGGACGUGAUCCCAAGUGCAUCUCGUCGAGAGAAAGUCGCCGAAAAAAAUCAAAAUGGAUGUGUUUUUCGCAGCGUAUUGCGCGGCGCUCUUUGCGCUGCCCUUAUUGCUCUAUAAACUAACAUUACCCAGUAAUCACGGACGAGAAAAACGCACUAAAGAUUGGUACUACGCGCUGAAAAGGAUUCUAUGUCUUCAGAAACUAAACAAUUUUAUUAAUCGUAAAGUUGAACUACCUGUUGACCGACCGCGACUCGCAAGCGAGAAAUGGGAUGAAGAUUUAUUGGUGUUUCACGGCGUUGAUUUGCAUAAUAAUGCGAUUUACGUGCGCUUUGCGGUCGGUAAGUCACCGCAAACAUUCGCGGAGAUUUUGGUGCAGCUGCGAUUGGCGGACGGGCGCGUUUUUUGCCUUCCGAACGGCGUGCAGCUGUGCUCCCUACGCUCGCAGGUGUGGCGGACUAAAGUGUUAACAAUCUCGCGACAACUCGACGGCAAUUAUCGGCUUGUAUUCAAUGGCUUCUUGAAAGAAAUCACAAACACUUCCAUUCAGAAUGUGCAACAUGUUGCGAUCAAUUGUCUGUUUUCGAGAGCAAGUGACGCUUUGCAAUAUCCUAAGUUUUUCGAUAAGGGAUUAUUUGGAGAUGCAGUUGGACGUGUGCAAUGGCGAGAUGGUAAUUGGACAGAAAAACUUGGUGAUCAACUGGGUGAAAGUCACUUUGGUGAACUACACGGGACAGUCAAAAGCGGCCAUUUUGAUUUGAACCUAACUCUAUCCUUGGGCGCAUACCAAACUCGUCGUUUCGGUACGGCAGAUCGUUACGAAUGCGCAAGAAACAUCGAAAUGUUAACCAUGACCGAUGAUGGAACACUUAUCUUCGCUGAAAACCGUCGUACAGCAUACACACCAUCCGCACAAGUAAGACAUGGCGCUGUUCUACUUCCCAAUGGUGAUUACAUAGCUAUAAACGGAUGUGAUUUACCUCUUCCUGAUGAAUACGGAAACAUAACAAACAUGACAGUGCACAUAUCAACUGCACGCAACAAUAUGAAGACAUUCAUGACUCUUGACAACAAAAGCGAAGUUAGACACUCUUCCAGCCACUGGGACGCUGGUUAUGACUUAGUUAACAAACUAGCAGAGACAUGCACAUCAACAGGACGUGGUGUAACCUCCAUAUUGUUUUUUAAACGCACGCGGGGUGAUGCAAACACAACAUGGCUGCCACCAUUAGUAGGAAGUGUUAAUAACAAUGAGAAAACAUCUAGUGAAGAGUUGAUUCUACCAUUGGAUAAUCCCACAGCGCAGAAUCUGAGUCUUACAGGCGGGAAAGGACAGUCUUUGGCGAUAUUAGCAUCUUUACAAGCAGAAUUAAACUUUAAAAUCCCUCAGGGUUUUGUUAUCACUACAAGAGCAAUGAUGACACAUACAGAAAGCACUCCUGAAUUCCGUAAAGCAAUGACCAAGUUAAAAAUGUGUGCUGGAAGCUCCAAAAGGGAUAUCGUAGAAGAAGCUUGUAACAAUAUACAGAGUGUUAUAAUAAACACCCCAAUAUCAAAAGAACUAGAAAGUGGAAUUAUAACUUCAUUGAAACAGUUAACAAUGAAGAAUUCUAAAAAUUCUAACAUUUCUUUUGCUGUGCGUUCAUCAGGAGUAAGCGAAGACUCAGAGAUAACCUCCGCAGCAGGUCAAAACGAAACAUUCCUAGGCUGUCGUAGUGAAGAAGAAAUCCUAUCAGCAGUUAAGCAGUGCUGGGCUUCGCUAUACGCUUUCCGCAGCGUGGAAUACCGCCGCCAUCAUGGAUUAGACAUAGAAACAUCCAUGGGCGUCGUGGUGCAAACCAUGAUCGACUCACGUAUUGCCGGAGUGUUAUUCACGUGUGACUUAGAUGGAAACCCAAGCCGCCUGCGUAUUACUUCUAAUUAUGGCCUGGGAGAAAGUAUUGUUUCCGGUGAAGAAGGAGGUGAUCUAAUCUACGUACGACGCACAUACAACAAUAAACUGUCAAUAGAAUCAGAGAAGAUAAACAAAAAGAAGACAAAAACCACGCUGUGUCAGGAAAACGGCACAAGGACAGUGUAUUUAAGUGACGCAUCUUCAAGACAGAUGAGUAUUUGCCAUGAAGAAGUAUUAAUUCUAUCAAAAACCGCUGUGGAGUUAGAAGAUAAAUACGGGAAACAUUUAGACAUAGAAUGGGCGUUUGAUAAGGAUAAACUUGUGUUGCUCCAAGCGAGACCUGUGACUUUUUUGGAAAACUGGACGGAUUACGAGUUGGAACAUGAGUUUGACAUUCCAAUCCUCUGCAAUAAAAAUGUUUUCACGACCGCGAAUGUGAAAGAAGUAAUGCCCGGAGCAAUCACGCCAUUAUGCAAUUCGACAAUCAUUCGAUCCGUGGAUGAAAGCGUCGGAAUGUGCGUGUCAGCAAAUUUCAACCAACGUCUAACACGUCGUAAAUACCUGGUAACCAUGCAUCAUCACAUCUUCAUGGACUUUUUCAAGGUCCUCAUGGCGGUACCUUCGGAUAAAAUAGACUUAACCGUCAGGUCUAUUGAUAUAAGUGUCUGUGGACAUCCGGUAACCACUCCGGAAAUGUUACAACGCGCUAUUGUCAUGAACGGAAGGACAACCAUCGUGAAAAAAGCACGCAGUGUCUGGGAUUUACUCAAAGGCUGCUGGAAAGUUGGUGCGUUGAUAGAAGAAACACAAAAGUUAGCCACAGCGCCGUUUUUAACCGGAAAUGGCGGUUUGAAUGACUUGCUAUAUCGCAUUGACCGCCAUCUGGAGGAUUUCAUGCGUGUUAUAAACACACAUUCAAUUGCUUCGCGUGCGAGUAGUUUCUACCAGAUGUUAUCGAUGAAUAUUCUAUCAUCAGAGGGUAGUAAUGCCGGCGAUGGGAGUGAAUUAACUCCGGAGAAGUUUGCGCAGAUUGCUUUGUUGUUUUCUAAUGGGAGUGGAGUGAUUUCAGCGGAGAUACCUGCUGACUUAGAGGAUAUAGCAACAGAAAUACGUAAAUCUCCGUUGAGAGAUGAUUUUGUUUCAUCAGAAGCAAAAAAAGCCGAGGAGAUAUUAAAAGACAUACCGGAAGCUUAUAAAAAAUAUGAGAAGUUUUUACAAAAGCACGGACAUCGAUCUUCAAGGGAAUUUGAAUUGAUGGAGACUUCCUGGGGGAAUAAUACGGAUAUUUUGGUGAAAAUGUUGCAAACUUUGGGUAAACUAAACAACGGAACCAAAAAAGCGCCGCCAUUAUCCGUUGACGAUGUUGUGAAUCAACUAGGCAGCCAGAUGAACAAACGUUUCUUGAAGUUUCUGGUUGGGAAAUGUCGUGCGGGAGUUGUGAAUCGUGAAAAAUCAAAAUCCGAAGUUGUAAGACACAUAAACACGUUUCGGGGAGCAAUUAAACUCCUUGGGGAGCGUCUGUGCCAGCUACAAAUCAUCCCACAACCUGAAUUGGUGUAUUUUCUAACUUAUGAUGAGAUAAAAUAUUUAUCUAAACAAUCGGAUCCAGUCCCUAUCGCAAAGGCAAUGCGGAGGAAACGCCUGUAUGAAACAUGGAACUCCUUCAAAUUCCCAGAAAUAUCCUCCGGAAUGCCACAACCAGCCCCGGAGCAACGCAAAAUGUAUACUAACAUUGAAGCUGAGUUAACUGGAACCCCAGUGUGUGCUGGAAGAGUAACAGCUCGAUGUUGCUGCAUAGACAACCUGCGGGACAUCGACCAACUGCAACAGGGUGAUGUAUUGGUGACCCAUGGCACAGAUGUAGCCUGGACACCCUACUUCCCAAUGUUAUCAGGAGUAGUAACCGAACUAGGCGGGUUAAUAUCCCAUGGCGCUGUUGUCGCCCGAGAAUACGGCCUGCCAUGUCUAGUAGGAGUCGAAGGAGCCCUCAACACCUUCCGCACAGGAGAUAACAUUGUCCUGGACGCCACCACCGGCCGCCUUUACAAACUCCCCGUGGAUGUUUAGAGUGUAUUUAGAUAUAAAAUAUAAAUUACAUAUCCGUCGUCGUGUAUAUCGCUAAGUUAUGUACAAAUAGAAGUAAUGAGCAAGUC